AUGCAUGAGUUGGACACUCCUCACCAAACAGAGUUUGAGAUCUACUCCCGGGCCCAUUGGGGCGAAAACUUUCCCGGAGCCUCAUCUUGGCUGGUCUUCACCUGGACCUUUGCCAACAAAAGCGGAUUUUUUCGGUUUGGUUUGGCUAAUGGGAACACCACUGAAGAUGACUACAACCCCUAUAUGUUACAAAUGGGCGUUCAAUACAAUCAAAUGAUGUUUAACUUAACAAACUCAGUUUUUAGUGAGAUUUUUGGCGAUUACCCGGAGUCUGAUCAGGCGAAGCAAAUGAUUUUGGCUUUCUUUGGCCAUCACAUCGAAGACAAGGAUGUAUUGGAUUCAUUCAAAGAGUCGAAAAAGGAAAUGACGAAAAUGUCGUUAUAUUAUAAAUUUAAAGCGUUUUUCGAGAUGAUUCAUAUGAUACUGUAUGGGCCCAGAAAUCUGAUCAAGGAUAAAACUCAUUACAUGGAUGUCAUAAAGUUUGAUGUGGUCUCUAAACUGAAAGGGAUUCCCAAUUCUAAACUAAUAUUCGAUGAGAUUAUAGCCAAUUACGAGGUGAUAGCAAUGGCUCAGUUCAAGAAUCACGGGCCGGCGUCUAUGGGCUCAUCCAUUAAACACAUGUUUCUCAGGAAGGCAUUGGAAGGAGCAAAAGAGAAUAAUCCGGAAUUGGAGUCGGAUUUCAAUUUACUAAUCUCUUCGUGUAAUCAAGUAAUCAGUGCUGAAGUGCCCAACACUUUGAGGGAAAUCGCCAAAUCCAUAAAAGAUAAGCAAUUAUUUAGACAAAUGAGUGAUGAAAUGGCGUUAAAGACACUGAUGGAGGGGACGGAUGAGAGUAAGUAA
Oppiella nova is the source of this 840-nucleotide messenger RNA. The record is from the annotation of a GenBank genome assembly. NCBI's taxonomy places the organism in Eukaryota, Metazoa, Arthropoda, Arachnida, Sarcoptiformes, Oppiidae.